Messenger RNA from Rotaria sp. Silwood2, 1167 nucleotides. The record is from the annotation of a GenBank genome assembly. Lineage: Eukaryota; Metazoa; Rotifera; Eurotatoria; Philodinida; Philodinidae.
AUGGCGUUGGAUGUUGACGAUGAAUUGCCCGAUCGGGAAAGUGCUGGACAAUUCUAUCAAAAAUAUGAUCCUAAAGAAGUACUUGGUAAAGGUUUAUCAUCUGUUGUACGUAAAUGUGUUGAAAAGGCUACUGGUAAAGAAUAUGCAUGUAAAAUCAUGGAAUUUAAUGAUGAUAGUGAUGAUGAACAUGCUGCUACAUUGCGUGAAAUUCAAAUACUUAAAUUAGUAGGCGGUCAUCCAAAUAUAAUUGAUAUAGUUGCUUCAUUUGAAACACCAAAUUAUGUAUUUAUUGUUAUGGAACUUUGUCCAUAUGGUGAACUUUUUGAUUAUUUAACAAAAGUUGUUCGACUAUCAGAAAAACGUACUCGUCAAAUAAUGUCAAGUAUAUUACUUGGCGUUCAUCAUUUACAUUCUCAUCGUGUUGUUCAUCGAGAUUUAAAGCCAGAAAAUAUUUUAAUGGAUUCAACAAUGAAUGUUAAAAUAACCGAUCUUGGUUUUGCUGUUCAAGUAACUGAUAAUGAAUCUUUAUAUGAUCUCUUUGGAACACCUGGUUAUAUGGCACCUGAAUUACUUCGUUGUUCACAAUCGGAUGAGGGACCUGGUUAUGGUUUACCAGUUGAUUUAUGGGCAUGUGGUGUUAUUUUAUAUACACUACUUAGUGGUUUACCACCAUUUUGGCAUCGUAAACAACAUUUAAUGUUUCGUAUGAUUACGGAAGGACAAUAUACAAUGACGGGUUCAGAAUGGGAUGAUGUAUCUGAAACAGCAAAAGAUUUAAUUCGUCAUUUAUUAGUUAUUAAUCCAGCUGAACGUUAUACAGCUGCACAAGCACUUCAACAUCCAUUUUUUAUUAGCGAACGAACACGACGAAAAGAUUUCAUGCCUAAAAGGACACUUAAAGCACAUAUUAUACUUGUUUGGUCAAUCUAUCGUUUAAGAACAUUACAUUAUAAACCACAACCUAUUCGAGGAAAAGAUUUACUUGAAAAUCCAUAUCGAUUUAAAUCUUAUCGUAAGAUGAUUGAUUCAACAGCAUUUCUUCUCUAUGGACAUUGGAUUAAAAAAGACGAACAUCGAAACCAAAAUCGUGCUACUUUAUUUCAAACAGAAGAAAAAUUUGAUCUUGUUCGACACGAACAACGAUCUCAAGAUCGACGAAAUUCGUAA